GCCGGCGGCCGAGACCCUGCACGAAGAUGCAGAGUUCGGGUGCCUGCGCUGCGAGAGGUUUGAAUUGAUGGGGCGGUGUUGUGCGUACACAUUUAUCGAUGCCCCUAAUUAGACAAUGAUGCAAAAGAAUUGAGCGAAUUGCGGUCAGCUUUUUGAAACAGCCCGGCGCAAGUCGAGCACCUGGUGGGGGGUGCAGAUUGCGAGCAACAUUUGCCUCGUGAGAUAACGCGUACAACAUCUCCCAUAGCACAGAUAAAGAAAAGUAUUUAUUAUCUAUACAUGUUUAAACUCGAGUCGAAAUAUAGGCCUAAAUCAGUCUAGCGGUUUGGAGCAUUGCUUUUCCAGGGUAAAUGAACAGGUGUAACAGUUAACUCUUUUUGAGUUCGGUGCAUACCAGGUCGAAUGUUGAAAGGCUAGCGUAUUUUUUCACGACGAGCAGAGGCGUACACGUGCGAUUUAAGACUGCGCUUGUAUAUUGAAGAUAGAUGCGCCUCACGCGUGUAUUUCGUGUUAUCGAAUAGCAAGAACUUGGAUAGAGUGGAAGACGGUUUUAUGUCGCAAACUGCUGGUCGAAUCAGCCACCGAGAAGCGUUCAAGCAGAUCAGGCAUUACAGUAUCAUAAAGACGUUGGGAAAAGGGCAAUUUGGAUACGUCAAGCUGGCUGUUCACCUGUUAACAGGGAUAAAAGUGGCUAUCAAAUUUAUUGUAAAAAGGAGGUUGGACGAUGAGUCCUUGCUCAAGGUGAAGAGAGAGGUCGAAAUUAUGAAGUUGCUGAAUCACCCCAACGUUAUAAGGCUGUAUGAGGUUAUAGAAACGGACACCUGUUUUUUUCUGAUCAUGGAGUACGCUACGGGAGGAGAGGUGAUGGAUUUUCUAGUGACUCAUGGAAGACUGAAAGAGAAGGAUGCACGCCGGUUGUUCAGGCAAGUCGUUUCCGCGGUCGAUUAUUGCCAUAGGCUGCACGUGAUACACCGGGACUUGAAGGCGGAGAAUUUGCUGCUCGAUAAAGAUCUGAGAGUCAAGUUGAUUGAUUUUGGCCUGUCAAACUUUUUUGUACCGGGAGAGCUUCGAAACACAUUUUGCGGGUCUUUGACGUACACGGCGCCUGAGUUGAUCAAGAGACAGAUGUACGAAGGCCGGAAGGUGGACGUGUGGUCUCUGGGCAUUCUUCUCUAUGUCCUGGUGUGUGGUGCGUUGCCUUUCAACGGGGACAACUUCAGGGAGCUGCUAACGAAAAUCGUCGUAGGCAAGUACCAAGUGCCGAGUUACGUGUCUGCCGAGUGCCGGGACCUGUUGGGGAUUAUGCUCGUUGUGGACCCGGAGGAGCGCGCGACGCUGGACGAGGUCCGCGUUGAUCCGUGGUUGCGGAGCGAAGAGGGGAGAGCAGUACCGAAGUCGGUGGUCGUCGAUAACAAGGCGAAAUUACCGAAGCAAAUAAACAAAAUAGUUCUGCAGGAACUCGUGCGUAUGCAGCUCGAUAGAGAGCAGCUGGUAUCGGCUAUAAUAGAGGACCCGUAUGGCAGGCUGGCUGCGUCGUACUAUUUGCUACUUGAUGAGUACAAAUCUAGGAAAAGGGAGCGCCGCGUACCGAUUCAGAACGUCGAUAGGAGGAGAGGUUUGAAGACAGUUGGCGCCAGAGACUUUUCUUCGCGUCUGAACGGGCUGGAGGAGUCUGGCUUGGGCGAAGAGGGAAACAGGCAUUUGAGGAAUGACGUGAUAGACGGCCACUACAAGAAGAGGCUGAACGACAACGGGUUUCAAGAGUCCAGACAAUUACACGAAGAAUUGAAGAAGAAGGAUGUAUUUCGCGUAAAGGGCGGUCCUUUGCCGGACGGGCGCGGAGGAGCGUCGAAGGCCGAAGAGGGGUCCACUCCCGCUCUGAGCGGCCAGGAGAGGACGCAAAAAGCCGCGAUGUGUCGCCUUGCCAGGUCUCGGAGUGUCGUCAAUAGGAUGGUGAGUGAGCAAAAGGCGGAGCUCCAGGGCGCGGACUCGAAAGAGCCACAGAGAGAAGAGGCGAAUUUGGACGCUCGGCGCUCGACUCGCCAGGCCGCGGGCCUGGAGGAUGCCAUUAUUCUGCCGUUAGAAAUCGCAGACAAAAAAAUUUUUAAGGAGGCAGAAAACAAGCAGAACAGAAAGUCGAAUGUGCCGUCUCAGGACAUUUCACAGCUGCCCUCAGAUGGUCGCAAGCAGAAGCCUUUGGACGAGGGGCCGAGCAGGGUCGCCAGAGGGUUAGGUGAAGGCGAAGCGAAUCGCCAGCCUCUGAAGGCAAAGAAUCACCAGCGCAAUCAGAAGUACAAUACGAUAUGUAGCCACUAUCGAUCGUCGUUCGAAGACUUGAACAUCAUUGACAUACCUGCUUCCGGAGAUGCGGGUUUGGUCGAAACGAACAUCCUGGAGUCUAAGCUUGGGCCGUCGGAGCGAGGCGGAUCUCCGCUGCACGAGGACCUAGAGAACAAACUAGUCGUCUUGAUGUCGCAAGAAGAAGGUUCUCCUGCGUUGGACCACACUCCUCACCACAGCGUGUCAAAGAAGAAUCAAAGAAAACCUUGCAAACGGCUUCAACAACGCAUUUUCAGAAAGGUCAAGAAUCUGUUUAAACUGCCCUCGUCCAAGCCGAAGUCGCUCAAAUACGAAGCAAAGCCGCCUGUGGGUCGAUUCCCCAUCAACAGCCAAAACGUGCGCGCGGAUCAGCCGGAGCAGGUCCUGCACUACAUUCAGCAGGCGUUGAGCAACUUCUGUUUCCAGAAGGUCUACAAGAUACGGCCGUUCUGCAUGAGAGUAGAAACGAAGGCCGGCGUGGCGUUCGAAGUCGAAGUGUGUCAACUACCGAACCUGUACAUAAGCGGUAUACGGUUCCGAAGAAUAUACGGCGACGUCUGGCAGUACGCGGAUGUCUGCCACCAAAUAUUGCACGUAUUGAAUCAAGAACAAGGCGCCGACCGAGAAAAGCGGUCGAAAUUUUGAAACGGUGACAGAACGUGUACGACACGAAGUAUGGGAGACUUGUACGGCGAGAAGCACUCAGACGCAGCGAGCUCCGCGCAGCGUGAGUCGCCCGGUUCAAGAAGGAGACACGCGUCCGGAAAACGGAGCGGGACCUAACUCGCACGAACCUGUGGGGGAGAGCGCGACGCAGGACGCUCUCAACUGGUCCGAAGCACGAAAAAGCGCGCCCUCUGCGGUCUUGCGCAAAAAAAAAAAAAAAAGAACGACGUCAACGACGACUAAAUUAUACACACAAUUUGUCCCGGUGCACAUUUGUUUUGUCGCUCGCUGGGUUGAGCACCUCUCUUGCGACCGCGCCAGUCCGAGAGAGGACUCUCGGCCCGCGCGGGGGAAGGACGCGCGCCUCACUGGAAGCGACGCGGCGCAAUUUGUACCGUUGGCGUUGAGAUGUGUAAAUAAAUGCGAUUUUUUUUUUUGAGGGGUUGAGGAAUCUUAAAAAAAAAAAAAAGUCAAAAACUUUAGGCUGAAAAUCGCUGUCUAAUAGUUUAUUGCCAGUUAUAGCUGUUUCUCGGGGCCAUAGGAAGAAGUGAAGAUGCCGUCGCACAAGAGCCUAAAGAUCAAACUUAAGCUGGCAAAAAAACUGCGCCAGAAUAGACCACUCCCGCAUUGGGUUCGUUUGAAGACGCAUAACAGAGUAAGGUACAACAACAAGCGUCGUAACUGGCGUCGUACCAAGCUCUGUUUCUAAAGAAUCGCAUGGUUAUCUGUUGGUCAAUGUUCUGGCGCCUGCGCACGAUUUUCGCUCUCGUUUUUUUGCUUAAAUUGCAAUUUGGAAAAAUUAUGCAAGAAAACUAAACCUUUUCAGCAGUCAA
Messenger RNA from Schistocerca gregaria, 3818 nucleotides. Its product is annotated as serine/threonine-protein kinase MARK2-like. Gene Ontology annotation, cellular component: cytoplasm. Gene Ontology annotation, biological process: protein phosphorylation; intracellular signal transduction. The transcript is spliced from 7 exons. NCBI's taxonomy places the organism in Eukaryota, Metazoa, Arthropoda, Insecta, Orthoptera, Acrididae. The record is from RefSeq and is a predicted model, not a curated record. Gene Ontology annotation, molecular function: ATP binding; protein serine/threonine kinase activity. The coding region runs from base 553 to 2964 and encodes 803 amino acids.